UUGGACUGGAUUGGAUCGGAUCUAAGUCUUUAGGGAUGGGAGAGUGAGGUUUGGGAUAGGUACCCGUCUCCCACUUAGACGAACUUCCAACAGAGCCUCGCUUCUAACUUCGUUGUUGCCGGCAUCUGUCCGGUCCUUCCUGGUUCGCUCCUACCUCAGAUUGUAGAUAAAAGCUGCCACCCUCUCAACCUCUUUCCACGACCUUUCCUUUCUUCUUUACACAGAUAUCGUGCUUCACGCGAUCUCUUCCCUACAUAUUACUUCAACUUUCUUUCAACUUUACUCAGAAAACCUCCGGCUGAUCUUCUGCGGCCAGCCUUAACAACAAAACAUCUUAGCUCAGCUCCCCUCCAGCUUUCGCUUAUACCAACACCCAUUCGAUGGGAGAAACCGAAUCCAAAUCCGCGAAUGGUGCAAUUCACGCCACUACCACGUCGGACUCGUCGACCGUCGCAACCGGUCAGGACGACCAACCUCCUAUAGCGGAACCCCCAGACCUACUAGCCAUAGAGAAGCCGAUUCUUCCCCAUACGCUCUCUGCUCAUCGCGUCGCCAGAGACCUCAAGUCUGACGUUGACGAUGGUUUGAGUAGCGAAGAGGCUGCUGCCCGCCUUGCGCGGGACGGCCCUAAUUCUAUCAAAGGCGCCAAGGGUAUCUCUCUGUACGAGAUCUUCAUACAGCAGAUUGCCAAUGCCCUGACUGUCGUCCUCAUCGCCGUGACCGCUCUGUCCUUUGCUAUCUCGGACUAUAUUGAGGGUGCCGUCGUGGCCGCCGUCAUUGUCCUCAACAUCGUUGUCGGAUUGAUCCAGGACUACCGCGCUGAGCAGACCAUCCAGUCACUCUAUGCCCUGUCCACUCCUAAAUGCAAGGUCAUCCGAGAUGGCCAGAGUGAAACUGUCAAGGCCGAAACCCUCGUCAAGGGAGACAUAGUCUCUCUCGCAACUGGCGAUGUUGUUCCUGCCGAUCUGCGCCUGGUUCAGGGUAUCAACGUCUCUACCGACGAGGCACUUCUCACUGGUGAAUCUAUCGCCAUCAGCAAGAAGCCAGAUGCCGUAUUCACCGACCCUGAUAUGCCAAUGGGCGAUCGUAUUAACCUGGCCUAUUCCGGAAGCUCUGUCACUAGAGGUCGAGCCACCGGUAUUGUCAUUGCUACUGGUAUGGAAACAGAGGUCGGCCAAAUCGCCGAACUCCUGCGCAAGAAUAAGAACGACGACACCGAAAGGACUCCCGUCGGUCGCGCAGUUUGGAAGUUCUACCAGUUCUCUCGCAGAAUUCUUGGCCUCGAGGGAACCCCUCUCCAGGUCACCCUCAGCAAGUUCGCUCUGUUGCUUUUCGCCUUCGCCAUUCUCCUCGCCGUCAUCGUCUUUUCCGUCAGUUUGUGGAAAAUCACUGAUGAAGUCCUUCUCUACGGAAUCUGCGUCGGUGUGGCAGUUAUCCCUGAGUCACUCCUUGCUGUUUUGACAGUUACAAUGGCCGUUGCCACCAAGGCAAUGGUUCGCGGUAAUGUCAUUGUUCGUCAGAUGCCUUCCCUGGAAGCUGUCGGCGGUGUUACCAACAUCUGCUCGGACAAGACCGGUACCCUGACUCAAGGACGAAUGAUUACCCGAAAGGUUUGGCUCCGUGGCGACCUCGCCGGAACUGUUGAGGGCACCGCCAACCCAUACGACCCUUACAGCGGAACUGUUAAGUGGUCUGCUGACUUGGCCGGAAGCUGCCUGAAUACUUUCCUCAAGGUUCUUACUCUUUGCAACAACGCCACAGUCAGUGACGGCAAGAAAGAGCCUGAGACGGAUUCUAGCAGCAUCAUCACUUCCGAGGAUGCUGAGUGGAAGGCCGUUGGUGAGCCUACUGAAAUUGCUCUCAAGGUUUUUGCCAUGAGAUUCGGCCGUAGUGUUUCCGGGGGUGACACCCUGGUGGCCGAACAUCCUUUCGAUUCUUCCUGCAAGCUCAUGAGCGUUGUCUAUGGUAACGAGAUCGAACAAACUCGACAUGUCUAUACCAAGGGCGCUGUUGAGGUUCUCCUUACCAAGCUCACUGAGACUGAAGAGUUCAAGAAGGAAAUCCUAGCUAAAGCUGAAGAACUCGCCAGCCAAGGUUUACGAGUGCUCUGUAUCGCAACCAAGCCUAUGAAUGGCGACGUUCAGGAUUGUCAUGAUCGUUCCAAGGUUGAGAGUGAGCUUCAGUUUGUCGGUCUUGCUGGUCUCUAUGACCCCCCUCGCCCUGAGACUGCCGGUGCCGUUGAACAAUGCCGCGCCGCUGGUGUUACUGUUCACAUGGUUACUGGUGACCACAUCAAGACUGCCACAGCCAUUGCUUACGAAGUCGGUAUUCUCAACAAGAACAUCCCCCUCAAAUCCAACACUGUCAUGGCAGCCGCCGACUUUGGCGCCCUUAGCGAUGCCGAGAUUGACUGCCUGGACGAACUCCCCGUGGUUCUCGCUCGUUGUAGCCCUCUGACCAAGGUUCGCAUGAUCGAGGCCCUUCACCGCCGCAAGGCAUUCUGCAUCAUGACUGGUGAUGGUGUCAACGAUUCGCCUGCCCUCAAGCAAGCUGAUGUCGGCAUUGCCAUGGGAGACCGUGGUAGCGACGUCGCCAAAGAGGCGGCUGACAUGGUUCUCACUGAUGACAACUUUGCCUCGAUCGUUACCGGUAUCCAGGAAGGUCGACGACUUGCUGACAAUAUUCAGAAGUUCCUUCUGCAUCUUCUGACAUCCAAUUUAGCACAAGUCAUUCUCCUUCUUAUUGGUCUUGCCUUCAAGGAUGUGCAUGGUUACGCCGUUUUCCCCUUGUCCCCCUUGGAAAUUCUUUGGGCCAACCUGGUUACCUCAUCGCCUCUAGCUUUGGGUCUUGGUCUCGAGGAAGCCUCUCCUGAUAUCCUUCGCCGACCUCCCCGCAGCUUGCGCAGUGGUGUGUUUACCUUUGACCUGGUACGCGAUCAGCUUGUCUAUGGACUCUGCUCAGGAUCCCUCUGCCUGUGUGCUUUCAUGCUUGUCAACUAUGCUGCAUCUGGUCAAGGUUACUACCCGAUGGUAGAAGGCUGCAACGAGAGCGGAAACGAUGCUUGUGACCUUGUUUACCGCGCUCGUGCCACGACCUUCUCCACGCUGGCUUUCUUGUUGCUCGUCACAGCAUGGGAGGUGAAGCACUUCCACCGCAGCCUCUUCAACAUGGAUGAGCGUGCCACUGGCCCCUUCUCUGUGUUCAAGACCAUCUACCACAACAAGUUCCUCUUCUGGUCCGUUGUUGCCGGCUUCGUCAUGAUCUUCCCUAUCGUGUAUAUCCCCUACCUCAACACCGAGGUGUUCAAGCACAAGGGUCUUACAUGGGAGUGGGGUGUCGUUGCUGGCUGUGUUGUUGUAUAUAUCAGCCUCAUUGAGAUGUGGAAGGCUUGCAAGAGACGGUUCAAGCUGGGUGUUGACUCGCACCCGGUCACCCAGGGCCAGGCUCAAGUCUAAGCUCGGAAGGUGAACCAUUUAAACCGGUGAGACAAAAGGUGUCGUGGCAGUCGUAGCGUGGGAAGUUAGUCGUGAGGCAAGGGGGACAGGUUUUGGGAUAUUUGCACGGUUAUCAGAUUGUUUUGGUAUUAUACUUAUUGCUAUUAUCCUCUAGCCAAUACAUUUCCUGUCGAAGAAU
This is a messenger RNA of Fusarium redolens, 3633 nucleotides long. RefSeq lists its product as uncharacterized. Lineage: Eukaryota; Fungi; Ascomycota; Sordariomycetes; Hypocreales; Nectriaceae. Gene Ontology annotation, molecular function: ATP hydrolysis activity; P-type calcium transporter activity; ATP binding. The record is from RefSeq and is a predicted model, not a curated record. The coding region runs from base 381 to 3455 and encodes 1024 amino acids. Gene Ontology annotation, biological process: intracellular calcium ion homeostasis; calcium ion transmembrane transport. The transcript has 3 exons. Gene Ontology annotation, cellular component: plasma membrane.